CCUUCAAAAUCCCGUAGAGCGAUUGGUCGACGUCUCCUGCAAAAGGCGGCCCUCGCCUUGAUUGGCAAGCCGGCAAGCCAAAGAGAGCGCCAGAGAGGCGUGCCCGGGGAGGGGCCACUUCGUGCGCGGUCUGUUGCCAGGGCGUCGGUUGUCCGGCAGCGGCCAAUCGGGGCGCGGGGUUCGCGGAGGGCGCCCGGAGCCGUUCCCCGCAGAAGCGCCGCUGCUCCGCCAGAGCGGCCUCCGCGCGCCUGGAAGGGAGACCGAGGCGUCGCCACGGAUGGUUCCCCGCUGACGAAGAAGCUGCCGCCGCCGCCGCCGCCGCUGCCCUCUCGGGAGCCGGAGCCCUGGGGGGCUGAGCCCCCGCGCUGCCGGACGGGGAAGCGACCAUGGCGGCGGCCGUCGCCACCAAGACGACCUGGAAGCUGCAGGAAAUCAUUGCCCACAGCAGCAAUGUUUCUUCCCUCGUCCUGGGCAAAAGUUCAGGCCGGCUCCUGGCAACAGGCGGAGAUGAUUGUCGAGUUAAUAUCUGGUCUGUUAACAAGCCCAACUGCAUAAUGAGUCUAACCGGUCACACAACGCCCGUGGAGAGUGUGAAGAUUAAUACAAACGAAGAGCUCAUUGUUGCAGGAUCUCAGUCAGGCUCCAUUCGGAUCUGGGACUUGGAAGCUGCCAAAAUCCUCCGCACAUUAAUGGGCCAUAAAGCAAAUAUUUGCAGCCUUGAUUUCCACCCUUAUGGAGGCUUUGUAGCUUCGGGGUCCAUGGACACCAACAUUAAGCUUUGGGAUGUAAGAAAAAAAAGUUGUGUCUUCAGGUACAAGGGCCACACAGGAGCCGUUCGGUGCCUCCGCUUCAGUCCGGAUGGGAAAUGGCUGGCAUCCUCCUCUGAUGACCACACAGUGAAGUUGUGGGACCUGGCUGCUGGAAAGAUCAUGUUUGAGUUCACGGGACACACGGGACCAGUCAACGUCAUUGAAUUCCACCCCAAUGAGUACCUGUUGGCCUCAGGGAGCUCCGACAGGACAGUCAGAUUCUGGGACUUGGAGAAGUUCCAGACAGUGAGCUGCAUUGAGGAAGAGGCCACACCUGUCAGGUGUGUGCUUUUCAACCCUGACGGCUGCUGCUUAUACGCCGGCAGCCAGGAUGCCCUGCGAGUGUAUGGCUGGGAGCCUGAGCGCUGCUUUGAAGUGGUCUUGGUGAACUGGGGCAAAGUGGCUGACCUGUCGAUCUGUAACAAUCAGUUGAUUGGCGUUUCUUUUACCCAAAGCACCGUCUCCUCCUAUGUCGUGGACCUCAGCAGAAUCACAAAAUGUGGGUCUGGGCUCCACGGGCUGCUCCGAGAUGACAAACCCCUGAGCCCGCCCCCAUCUCUGGGCUCCUCCCUACGACGGAUCUAUGAAAGGCCGACCACCACCUGCAGCAAGGCGCAGAGAGUGAAACACAACUCAGAGAGUGAGAGGCGCAGUCCGAGCAGUGAGGAUGACAAGGAAGAAAGGGAAUCCACCGCAGAGAUCCAGAACUUGGAGGAUUACAAAGAGAUAUUCCAGCCAAAGAACUCCAUCACACGGACUCCCCCCAGCAAGAGUGAGCCUUUUCCUGCUCCUCCAGAGGACGAGGCAGCACCUGCGAAGGAAGCCUUGCGGGCUGGCCAAGCAGCAGACGCCGCGUCCCCAUUGCCAGGCCAGGAGAAGACGGGGCCUGGUCAGAGGCAGCCCGUAGCUGCCUCAACCCCAAUAACGCGGGUGGAGCCCUCGGUGAUUCCAGCUGCCCGGAAUGAGCCUAUUGGGCUGAAGGCCUCUGACUUCCUGCCGGCCGUGAAGAACCAGGGCCUGGUGGAGAUUGCAGACGAGGAGGCCAUGUCCCAGAUCCGGAAGGGCCAUGAGACCAUGUGUGUGGUGCUGACCAGUCGCCAUAAGAAUCUGGACACUGUGAGAGCCGUGUGGAGCACAGGGGACAUCAAGACUUCAGUGGACUCUGCUGUGGCCAUCAAUGACCUCUCAGUGGUUGUGGACCUUCUGAACAUUGUAAACCAAAAACCAUCUCUCUGGAAACUGGAUCUGUGCACGGUGGUCUUGCCACAAAUAGAAAAGCUUCUGCAGAGCAAGUACGAAAGUUACGUUCAGACAGGCUGCGCGUCCCUGAAGCUAAUCCUCCAAAGGUUUCUUCCCCUGAUUACGGACAUCCUUGCCGCACCUCCGUCGGUGGGAGUGGACAUCUCCCGAGAGGAGAGGCUCCAGAAGUGCCACAUGUGCUACAAACAACUGAAAACCAUCAGCGCGUUCAUCAAGAACCGGUCUGGCCUCAGUGGCCGCCACGGCAGUGCCUUCCGGGAGCUGCACCUGCUGAUGGCCGUCCUCGAGUGACCGCUGUGGCCUGGCUGCAUUUGCCUUCUGCAUUUGCCCUGCAGCUCUGGAGAUGCUGCCAAGGGGUGGUCUUCUCGUGGCCUCCUGGGAGGCAGCCUCCUCUGCACCGCACCCAGUCCAGUGCCUUACAGACACCUUUCCAAGCAGACUUUCCUGCUGUGGCACCGCUGACCUCCCUGCACCAGGGUAGUUGCUGAGGACACAGGGCCCGAUCCCCUUCUGGCCAAAAGGCUUCCAUCGCCUCGCACCUCCCUCUCCCUGCCUGCCAACAAGGGUGGUAAACUCCUGACUUGCGUCCAGCUCCCCAGCCCUCUUGAAUUUGUGGGGGGACUGGCCUAGGGCUGCUGAUAUCCGUGACGCAGCUGCACCGGACCUGCAGAACCCGAGCCAGGUUUUUCUGGUAACAGAUGGAGCCGUUGCUGGUGGAAAUGGUCUCGGUACUGAGGAACAGAAUGGAUUUCCCUGCAUUGUUGGAGCCAGUUGGUCAUAUAAUUGUUAACUUAUGACAAAUUUUAUUAAAAAUUUGUAAAUGGUU
Notechis scutatus (mainland tiger snake) is the source of this 2895-nucleotide messenger RNA. RefSeq names its product katanin regulatory subunit B1 (gene KATNB1). NCBI's taxonomy places the organism in Eukaryota, Metazoa, Chordata, Lepidosauria, Squamata, Elapidae. The record is from RefSeq and is a predicted model, not a curated record. Gene Ontology annotation, molecular function: microtubule binding. Gene Ontology annotation, cellular component: katanin complex. Gene Ontology annotation, biological process: microtubule severing; microtubule depolymerization.